Molecule: messenger RNA, 3153 nt
Organism: Aspergillus steynii IBT 23096
Lineage: Eukaryota; Fungi; Ascomycota; Eurotiomycetes; Eurotiales; Aspergillaceae
Exons: 10
Coding region: 1-3153 (1050 amino acids)
Biological process (GO): nucleoside metabolic process
Molecular function (GO): catalytic activity; protein binding
Source: RefSeq, a predicted model, not a curated record
AUGUCCAAACAGUCCACAUGGCUGAAAAAAAGUCAGAGUGAGACGCUCUCACACAAUUACUACCAAAUAGGUCUUAUCUGCGCGUUGCCUGACGAGGUAACAGCAGUGACAGCCAUUCUGGACGAAGAACAUGAACUGCUUGACCAGAAUGAGCAAGACUCCAAUGUAUACACACUUGGACGCGUUGGAGCACACAAUGUGGUUGUCGGCUGUCUUCCAUUUGGAGCUAGUGGUGGGGCAACAGCUGUAGCCAAGGACAUGUUGCUAAGCUUUCCCAACAUCAAAGUGGCGCUGAUGAUAGGCAUUGGAGGAGGUGCACCUGGAUCGCCAAGCGAGGAUCCGGAGUCAGAUAUCAGAUUGGGCGAUGUUUUUGUGAGCAAACCGGGCUUUCCUGAUGGAGGCCUGGUGCAGUAUGAUUACAACAAAACGAUUUCCGAGAGCAGGUUCGUCCCCAAAGAGCAUCUCAGUCGUUCACCAAAUGUUUUGGUGACCGCACUUACCAAGCUGAUGACUCGCCAUGAGCUGACGGGCUCUGCGGUCCCACGUCACUUGGCACUCAUGCGUCAGAAAUAUCCGAAGAUGAAACAGAAAUGGCAGCAUCCAGGGCUUCAGAAUGAUAAAUUGUACGCCAAAACUUUCAAACAUAAUAAUUUCAACCAGCCUUGUGAGGUCAUUUGCCGUUCAGAGCUAGAUGAGCAUCUGGCUAUGAAGGAUGCUGUCACGAGAGAGAAACUCCAAUUUCCAUGCCUCAUUAUCAGAGGUAUAUGUGACUAUUCCGAUUCCCAUGAGAAUAAAACCUGGAAGGCCUAUGCCGGCGCCGCCAGUGCUGCAGUUGCUAAAGAGCUUCUGGAAGGUAUUCGCUCAGCUCAAGUCGAAAAGACGGAUACUGUUAACGAAGCACACAAUGAUCGAGAAAGCUUUCUGAACUGGCUCGCUCCAUCCACCUACCACCAGAAGCAAGCUGAUGCAUAUAAACUAUGGGAGAAGGGAACCGGAACUUGGUUCUUGGAGCACCCGCAAUUGAAGGAGUGGUUGGAUGCACACCGCCCUGAAAAUCGAAUCUUGCUAUGCUCGGGAGGCCCUGGUGUAGGCAAAACUACCAUGGUCUCGGUUGUAGUAGAGCAUCUCCGCACUUCGGAGAAAGAACAAGGGUCAAUAGUAUGCUUCUUCUUUUUAAACCGAAAUGCGCAAACUGUUCCCAGAAUGAUUCGCGCGAUUCUCCGGCAAUUGCUUGAAGGUCUUCCUUCUAUUCCGGAUGAGUUCAUAAACCUCCAGGACGAAACACAAUGCUUAUCCGAGAAGGGGAUUCAACAAGCUCUGAUGAAAGCUGCUAAAAGUUACAAGAGAGCUUUUAUAAUUGUUGAUGGUUUGAGCGAAAGCCCACUGUUCGAAAUACAUGACUUUUUCAACGCUAUCAUGGAGAUGCAAAGUGCUGGUGCUCGGGUUAUGGUAACUUCCGAUGAUACGAAAGAUCUUCGACUUGAGCCACAAUCAAAAAACCAGAAUCGAUUUUCUGAGUUGGAUAUACGAGAUGGGAAUAUUGAAAUAUACAUCGAUCGAAACUUUGACCUUUCAGGCUUCUAUUCCCUGCCUGCAGAACAAGCUGAGAUCGAAAAAUUCAAAAGAAUCAUUAUUUUCUCUGCGAGAGGAAGUUUCUUACUCGCUCGACUUUACUUGAACUGGCUGAAAACAAAAGACACACGGGAGAAGUUAGAAGAAGAGCUAGACAGCAUAGCGAAUACCCACACCCCUUCUCACUCGUCCACAUUGAAUGAAGCAUAUCGAAAGACAUUCGACAUAGUCAAAAGAUCACCUCGAAGGUUGGCUUUUUGCGUUUUGUCUUGGGUCUUCUAUGCGAUGAGACCUCUUAGUACCACUGAGCUGAGCGAGGCUUUAAAUACACAACAUCAACGCAAUAACAAGGAACUGAAAGUGAAACAUGCGCCUCCAGAUAUGCCAGGUCUCGUCUCCUUGAGUGAGGGUCUUAUAGCUAUUAGUCCCAUCAGCGCGACUGUUGACUUUGUGCAUCACACCGCUUACAUUUGGUAUUCUUACAAUCGUACUGGUUUCCCUCGGGUUAGGAACGCCAGCAGAACCAUUGCAAUGACUUGUCUUAAGUACCUAAGUUUUGAGGCGUUUGCUACAGGAUUUGUGCAUGACCAAGAGGCACUGAAAAACCGAAUCGACAAACAUCCGUUUCUGAAUUAUGCGGCGCGUUUCUGGGCGAUUCAUGUUCAUUUUAAUCAAAACAGUAGCAAAGUACGGAGUGCGGCGAAAAGAUUCCUUCAAAACACUUCAUUGGCAUCAUGCGCCGAGCAAAUCGUUCUCGGAGUUCCAUUUCGGCGAGAGGAUCCGCCCAUAACUGGACUUCACUUGGUGGCAAAGUAUGGACUGGUCACACAGUUUGAGGAUUUGACAGACGAGGAUUGCCAUAUGGACUUCAACGGCCGAGAUGCUUUUGGCGUAACACCACUUCUUCAAGCCAUUAAAGGCGGACAUGUGAACCUGGUCAGAAUGCUUGUGGAGUCAGAUGAGGUUGAAACUAACAUAUGCGAUUUGGACGGAUGGACGCCUCUUAUGUGGGCAGCAAAGGACGGAUCUACGAGGAUUACCCGAUCUCUGCUAUCAGUUGAUCAAACCCGGUUGAAUUGCCAAAACAGACAAGGUGACUCCGCGCUCAUGGUCGCAACUAAAUUCAAUCAUCCCAUUAUUGUUGGAAUACUGAAGCAACACGAAAGUCCUGAUCCAAACUUGACAAAUGAAAAUGGCAUGACCGCUCUUAUGUUUGCCGUUAGGAAUUCAUCUGUUGGAAUUGUCCAAAAACUGCUCGGAAUCGCCAAUGUCGAUCCUGAUAUCUGCAACCAUCAUGGUGCCACUGCCCUUGGCUUUGCCGUUCUGAGCAAAAAUGUGGAGAUUGUUCUAUCAAUUCCAAUAUCAAUAAGGAGCAGGCGAAGACAUUUCUGGCUCUCUAACCACCCCUCUGAUGCAGUUCGCCGGAACGAUGCUGUCAUGGUCAGUCUGCUUCUUAACGAAGGCAAUGCCAAUACCAGCAUACAGUCUCCUCAGAGCAAGACCGCACUUGAUAUGGCCAAGGAAAAGGGGUAUGACGAGAUCGUUCAAUUGCUUUCUGCCAAAAGACCCCGGAGAUCAUGA